GCAGGUUCUUUACGGAACUCGCUCGCGAUACAAAAAAAAAAGCGACACAGAACUACUUGGAUUGACGCAAGAUUUUACUUCGUUGACCCUUCGUUAUCGUUGUUGCUCACUGAAAGAUUAAGAUAUUUAUUUCUUCCAUUCUUCUAGCCUUUCAUCAGCGACAAAAUGGAUUCUUUUCCAGCAGCAGACAUCGACAAGACAAAAGCUACCUCCACCAGCACUAGCUGCUCCCCGCCAACAUCUCUGGAUCUCGCAGACUGUCCGCAAUCGUUUCGGACGUUUCUGAAUCGAAGUGGGAUCAGCGAAAACGAAUACGCUUCAGUCCUGAAACGGAGUGAGGAGUUGCCACGAUAUAUCAGGGUAAAAGAUUGGUGGAGGAGAAGAAGGGCAGAGGAGGUACAUCCGGGAAGUGAGAGCAGCGACACGACUCGUAGCAGUGAUAGCAUUACCUUGGAAAAUCUGCGUCGAAACUUCGAGGAUGCCAUUGCGAUCAGGAAUAGACAACAGGUUGGCGGAUCGUCUUCCUCCAGCACUACCAGUUCACCGAUCAGUACAACUGCUAGCAGUGGCGAUCGUGUGUCACCUAAUAUAGUUACUGGUUCGUCGUCUCCGGAAGACAGAAGUCGUGCGGGUGCAACUGUUCAAAAACGAAGGCGUUCUUGCUCUGGCAAUGCAGAUGAGGCAGAGAUACAACAAGAAGACGGCAAGAACAAGAGAAAAGCCUUGGAAGAUGUUGAUCUCAAAAUCGAAAGUGUUCCUUGGUUACCCGGUUUCUACGCCGUUUGGCCCUCGACAGUUCCGCUUGCUAGUAGCGACAUGUAUAAGCGUGGAGAGAUCUAUGGAUGCGACGCCGCAAGUGGUGCGGCUGUUUUCGCGCUUCUUAGUGGAAUUGAUACUAAGCCUAAAGACGAACAAGGCUCAUCAAACUCUUCAAGAGAAGUUCUUUCAUCUAGACAAAAAUUUUCUUGUGAUGUAGAAACAGAAACACCUUUACGUGUCCUAGAUCUCUGUUGUGCACCUGGCAUGAAGUUCUGCACGAUUGCGGAUGCUUUAGUGGACCACUCGAACACAUCGCUUGUAGGGGUCGAUGUGGAUCGACAACGGUUAAAUGCCUGUGACACUGUUGUGGCGAAGUACUUUCGUCGACCGCAGGUCUUGGGAGAUGCGUCUAAUUGUGGUAAUGGAGAUGGUGAUGCUAGUCGUGCCAGCUCAACUCUUCGACUCGAGUGUGCUGACGGUCGGGAUUUCUUCAUCGCCAAAGAGGACGAUCCGCGUCUUUCUGUGUCGAAUAUUGCGGGUACCAAAGGACAGCGCAAGAAACAGAGACGACUUGAUGCUAAUUAUCAGGGUGCUUCAUCAAAUAAGGAUGAUUCCUCUCUGCCGUCAUCCGAUGGCGCGCCAGUCAAAGACGGUGUCUUCGAUCUGGUCCUGGUGGAUGCCGAAUGUUCCCAUGAUGGAUCUCUGCGUCACGUGGAGAAAUACCGGAGCCAAUGGGGACUGGAGAGUAUGGGAACGAGAAUACCGUGGUUGAAGGAGGGUGGAGAGGAUGGCACCAGGAAAGAGGGAGCACUUCCAUCCGGCGUAGACGAUACAAACAGCCAGUCACAACCAGUAUCAGAGAGGGGAAUUAUAUUAACGACCAGUAGAAGCGACAAGAGAUCAAGAUCAACAGAGGACGAUGGGCUCCAACAGCUCUUAGACCUGCAAAGAGCUCUUUUACGUAACGGUUUCCGAAAUCUAAAGCCUGGGGGAACCCUUGUCUAUUCCACUUGCUCACUAUCCCGGUUACAGAACGAAGACAUGGUGGAAGGGUUUCUGCACGAGGAAACUGUGCGAGAUCAGGCGGAACGAGUCCGUUUGUUUGAUGAAGGUGGUUCUUCCACCACAAAAAUUCCUUGUGUCUCUUCCGAUGAAGCUCGUUCGAUGGCCAGGUUUGACCCAUUGAAAAGUGGAACUAGUGGACUCUUUCUUGCUAAAAUUAGCAAACAUAAAAUGGAUUCCUAACUACAUCCGAUACACUCACACUUUGCAUGGCCAUGGGCCGCAACGCUUUUGUUU
Amoebophrya sp. A25 is the source of this 2058-nucleotide messenger RNA. Lineage: Eukaryota; Dinophyceae; Syndiniales; Amoebophryaceae. The record is from the annotation of a GenBank genome assembly.